ACGUUGAGCAUCCGUCAGCCCGUGCUGGCGUACACGGAGAUGGCAGUAUCUGUCAACAGCAAACACCUGGCUCUCUUCACUGCCAACGGUCAGAUCUGGGUCGGAUCUUCCGAUCUUCAGAAGUGCGACUGCGAGUUUGACACGCAGUGCAAGCAGCGCCCCCUGCAGUUGGAAUGGUGCGGCACGGGGGCGGUGGCAGCGUACUGGGACAAGCUGCUUCUGCUUGUUGGAUCACAGAAGGACUACAUACACUAUGCGUAUGACUACCCGAUACGUCUCGUGCCAGAGUUAGACGGGCUCCGUCUCAUCGGUCAGCACAGCCACGAGCUGCUGCAGCAGGUGCCAGGUAAGAGACGCGGCGCCCAUCUAGCGCCUGCCGGCGCCACCGCGCAGCAGAAACUCGCAAACAAAGCUGCCAGCUUUGGCAAGUGCUUUGUCUCGGACAUGAAUCCUCAGCCGUUUGUGAGCAUGUGUCAGAUGUUACGCGUCCUGAACGCCGUGAGGGAGCCACCUACCGCACUGCCGCUCACCUACGCUCA
Priapulus caudatus is the source of this 539-nucleotide messenger RNA. Its product is annotated as vacuolar protein sorting-associated protein 16 homolog. Gene Ontology annotation, cellular component: lysosomal membrane; HOPS complex; endosome. Gene Ontology annotation, molecular function: actin binding. Lineage: Eukaryota; Metazoa; Priapulida; Priapulimorpha; Priapulimorphida; Priapulidae. The annotation marks the transcript as partial. The record is from RefSeq and is a predicted model, not a curated record. Gene Ontology annotation, biological process: intracellular protein transport; endosomal transport; vacuole fusion, non-autophagic. The transcript has 4 exons.